Messenger RNA from Anopheles bellator, 6844 nucleotides. Its product is annotated as metallo-beta-lactamase domain-containing protein 1. The record is from RefSeq and is a predicted model, not a curated record. Bases 1141 to 1821 code for a protein of 226 amino acids. NCBI's taxonomy places the organism in Eukaryota, Metazoa, Arthropoda, Insecta, Diptera, Culicidae. The transcript is spliced from 3 exons.
CGGACGGAUGACCGGCCGAUGACGCCGCGGUACGCGUAGCUUGUGUCCCCCGACGCCCGGAACGACCAUACGGAAUGGUGGUGUUUUUUUCACGGAACCGGAGCAGCCUGUUUCGAUAGUUGGCGAUGGAAACGGAAAAGGCAACAAACGAAUCCUUUCCUCGCCACAGCAGGCGUGUGAUCAGAAAUCGUGAAAAGUUCACGUUGCACGUUGCACUUUCGUGGCGGUCGGGAAAAAAAAAUGAAACCGAAAACGUUGCCGCAACGCCACAGUCGGCCAGCGACGACCACCUCCGCCGUCGUAGACAGCGCCGUUGAAGAAAAUGGUCCAAGAGAGAGGAAGAGAGCGAGAGAUGGAGCGUGAUGGAAAAUAAUAAUAAAUCGUGCGUGUUUAUGUGCGUGACCGGCCAUUAACGCAAUGCUCGCCUUUCCGGUGGCCGCGGCCGCUAAUCACGCGGCCGUCGCGGUGCGUUGUGUUCGCGAAAAUAGCGCAGGAAACGUCCCAAACACUGCGAACGCCGCCGCCCAUCGUGCCAUCGAUCCUUUCGCGUUUGCCGCACAGCCCGGAGGAGAGAAACGCGUGGCCAAGAAAUCGCAAAACAGCUGGAACGGAUGCCGCGAACCAGUUCGUGAGUGUGCGGGCGUGUUUGCGGUGGUGUGUGUCUGCGGUGCGUGAGUGUGGAGCUGGCCGUGUGCGCGCGCGGGUGUCUCAGUGUGUGCGUUUGCUGUUGGUGAGGUGAAGAAAAUCGUGCGGAAAAAUCGGCCACCAUCGGGGUCAAGUCAAGCUACGCGUACUGCGACGUCGUCAAACGUGCGUCGUCCUGCUCGGUCGCUGCGGUCUGGUCGCUCCUGUCGGUAAUCUUCCUGAAAGACUUUUCGCACGUUGCCACGUGUGCGAAACGUGUCAAGCGGUUUCGAUGUCGAACCGCUCGGUCGUUACCCACGGCCAAGGAAUCGGACGGUGGGAUGAAAAGGAUACAUGCUUUGAAUAUGCUUUGAUUCACACGGUCUUGCGUUGGCGAUUUUUAACGUCUUACACGUCGAUUAGUUUGGUGCACCCCACGAACCCCGACGGAGACUCAUCGUUCGUUUCUGCACCGACGCUAGGGACGCAUCCUGGAACCUGUCGGGUGGAACGAUAAUGAACGAAAUCAUCAUCCUGAAUGAGGGCUACUCGAGAUACGAGGCAGCGGAACCCUCGGUGAUGCUGGCCAACUGCACCUGCACGUUGAUCAAAGGCCGCGAUUGCAACGUCAUCGUGGACACGAUGACACCUUGGGACGGCGAUCUGCUUUUGCAACGGCUGCAGGAGCAUCAGCUGCAUCCGGACGACAUCGACUACGUCGUGAGCACACAUGGACACUCCGACCAUCUGGGGAAUAAUAAUCUUUUCCUGCGGGCGAAGCGGCACAUCGUUGGGACCAACAUUUCCCACCGGAAUCGUUACUACGUCCAUGAUUUCGACACUGCACCAUUCCGGCUGACGGAUGACAUCGAAGUGCAGGCCACACCGGGCCACACGCUGUCCUGCGUGACGGUGCUGGUCGCGGGGAGCAACAUGCCCACCGGUGACGGUGGCCGGACCGCGAUAGUGGGCGACUUGUUCGAGCGCCGUCAGGACAUCGACGACGAGCGACUGUGGAUCGAGGCCGGCAGUGAAGAUCCCCGUGCGCAGCGCCGUCACCGGGCACGCAUGGCCGCGCUGGCGGACUGCAUCGUGCCGGGCCACGGUGAACCGUUCCGCGUGGAUGCUCCGAUGCGAGAAUCCUUACGACGUCAGGUCUGCGACAACGGCGAGAGGCAACGGGAGUCCCUUCAGUGAAGCCAUGGGGACCAACUAUCGGUGGGCACCGUUUCGGUUUUUAUGCGUUCUCUCCGUUGAAUAGUUACUUUAGUGAACCGAUUGCACGCGCUCACUUCCAAAAUGCGUACGCAUAAUCGUUUCCGUUGCGCGAGUUAGGAAAACAAAAUGGAUUUCGUUCGGUUUUACGGUAAGCCAAAAGCAAACAGGACGAGGUUAUCGAUUGAAGGGGAUACCGUACCCGUAGUACGAUAAGUGAAUUUACAUUACUAUGAAUUAGUCAUCGUGCCAACGUGCACCUAUAAUUGUGUAAUCCAUGUUUGACAUUAUCGAGAUUGUUCGUUCGUAGUGUUGUUAAUGUAUUCCAAAAAACACCCUAUGAUAUGAAUAAUUACCAAAACCAUCUACCGGUGUGUUGUGUUUUCGAAGGUGUGCAUCCGGAGCGGUACGUUUGCGUGACAGCAAAUCGUGGCCAGCUUCCGUUUAACUCACUGUUAGUGCAGAUAUUGUUGUUUGCUUCAAUCGUUUUUUGUGUAUAAGUGUUGCGCACGUUGCGCACUGUUGCAGCAACAUUGGUGUAUUUGUGCGUAAACGCAGCAAUAGUUUAUCGCUCUGAUGGCGAAGGGCUGACGGUCUUGAAUUGAUCGCCCGCGACACUGGACACGAACCAGCGAGCCCGCUUUGCCGCUUAUUUCCGUAUCCUUGGAAGCUUCGGUUCGGAAGCGAGAACGAAGAAGCAAAAGCAAAUGGUCCACAGGCGAGGAGGUACGCGAGUAAUGGAAGGAACAUAGUGGAGGGAAAGAAACAAUAAAUUCCACGUUCACGUUCGGAACAUACGACAUAAACGAUAACGUUGAGGAAGCAAGCUUUAUGAUAACGUAAAUAAGUAUGCUUUAUGGUUCCAAGUAAAACCACCCUAGGCAUUGAAUAUACGCAGACUGUGGUGGAGAGGCAAAAAAUUACAUACACAAAAUACAUAAUACACAAAUAUGAAUAUGCAGUUUCUUGAUCAUACAUGUAAAACGUUAGUGGACUUAGAGUUGCAAAAGUUUCUUAAUUACAAAACGGAAGGGAAAACGAGAAAAACCACGUCAAAAACACAAAUACAGCUACCCGCAAACGACAGUACGGAAUAGUAUUAUGUACUCAGUUACAAACCUAACGAGGGAGGAUCAAAUCCCACACACAACGUGCAUUGCUAUUCCACCCAAACCGGCAUUGGCAUUUUACUUUCCAAUAAAGACACAUGCACAAUAGCGGUUUAGCAAUAGCAGAGAACGGGUGGGGCCAAACCUGACCCGCUAGACACCUGUGCAAAACGCAACACGAAAACACAAGAAUCUACAACAAUGGUACCAAUUUUGAAAACGGUUGUGCAACAGUAAACAAAACAUCCCAUUUUCCGCGACCAGGCCAGUGGCCAGCGUCAGUGUGCAGCAAACGAACCAAUAGAACGGCCGAGCACGGCACGGGACGAUAUGUUUCACGUACACUGCAAGACUUUUUGAGACGGAGGAUGUAGCGCACACUGACCCUGGACUGGAACCGAAACAUUGUAUGAACUCUCGCCACAACAAACAAAACAAGUACCAAACCCACAACAAUUACACUGAAGAAGAAAAAAACACAUUUGAAAUCGAUGGGCUUGACACAGGAACGGUGAGACCGCUCGUAAUGCACACUCCUCCCGAGGGCUGUGUGUUCGGUAACACGCUGCUGGACGGACGGUGCCGAACGUGUCCACCCGCACCCUGAUUGCCUUCUUUAAGAUGCUUCUACCGAUUGCCAACUUUUUGGACUUUGGACAAAGAGAGAACCACGAAACCGAUUUAGCACAGGAAAAGAAACACACAGCAAAUAUACAGCGUACGCGCGAAACACUCUCUCACAGAAACACAGAAACAUACAUAAUGGAUGUUUAGUUCUAAAUAUGCAGCAAGCAGUAAGAGAAGAAAAACUUAUAAAAUAUUAAAUACUAUUACUACCGUGUAAGGGUUAUAUAUUAGCAGCAAAGGAGAGGGGCAGAGGAAACUAAUCAUCUCGUGAAUCACCAAACUCAUCCAACUAAUUAAUCUAGUGAACUAGUGAACCGUAGGUUUAAGGGCAACGCGCGGCGCGCACCGUCCGCCGGACGGCAACAUCGGUCCGCGGAUGGGCGCGCCCACUAAGACACCACUUGGAUCCGAAAACUAAUAGUCGAUAAGGCAUAAGUACCACUGAAGAAAACCUGGCAAACGAGCGAGGUAAGGCGGUAUGAAGAUUAAACACUUAACCCGUAACCUGUAAGAGUUAAAGAUGGACAUUGAUAUUUUCUCCCACUGACACCGUGGAGGAACCCUGGCAAACACGAUUUUCUACUAAAAAACCCAAAAAUAUUUAUUCAUACAAACAUAUAUAUAUAUAUAUAUACAUAUAUAAAUAUAUACAUACACAGCUAUGAUUAUACCGAACAAGACAAAGUGCAUGUAGCAACGCGAAGUAGUAGACCGCAAGCACAGAAGAGGCGAAAAAAAGCAUUACUAAACAAAACGUUUAAUUGUUUCCUACAAAACAUGGUAAGCGUAGCACAUAACCUCAUGCAAAACUGAUUUAAUGACGAUGGGCGGAGGUUAAUGAUCAACAAACUGUUGGUUGGUUACUAAACGCACUCUGUUUGGGGAACCGUUUGGAACCGCCGGCAGAUAGGAACGUAAUGGUGAUUGAUGUUAAACGAAAAAAAAAGAAACUAUUAACAGAAGAUCGCGGAACGGAUUGACAGUUGAAACAAUAAUUUAACGGAAUCGAGAGUCAAUCGGCUUGACGGAGGAAGGCGACCCGCGAAAGCGCAGUCGAUGGCAGAUGGAAUAAUCAAUAAAUUCAUAUUCACGCCCAGUAGUAGAGGCGACCGUAGUAGAGCAGCGAACGUACUGUGAGUUCAGCCGAGAGCAAAAGUAGUGUGCUAUUGAAAACCUACUUCAAAAUCCAUAUGAAUAAUGUAGCAGUUAUCUCCUUUCGGUUGACUUGAAAUGACUAAUUUUAAAGCGAUCAAAUGCGAUUGGUAUUGGAUAAUAAUGUUGCAAGUAGUGGACACAGAACACAAAAUGAACAAUUAAAUGAAACCCACGCACACACAUUAUCGAACAAAAAAACUGAACCACACAACUGUGUAUGUAAAUACAUAUACCGUAGGAGCAUUACGCAGAGCUAUUUAAGCAGCAUCUAGCCGUAGUGGAACGCAUUUGUUUGAGAAGCAAGUUAAAAGUAAGCCAAAUAAACGCAACACACUCAACUAUAUGAUUCAUUAUAAUAUACAGAUAUAUCUAGACGGAAGCAUUAGAAAAAGGAAAAUACCUGCAUUACAAGGAUGGAAAGAUGGAGCAAACGAAAAUGAAAAAAAAAAAACCCAGACACAACCAUACGAGAAACCAUGGCACAUUAUUUAAGCUUGUACUUGUUAUUCGCCGGCAAACGCGGGCCUAUCGCCUUGCGCUUUCCAACCACACUUAAGACACACCCUGUAGGUCUACCGUUCUACCGAAUGCUGAAAGCAGAAGGCAAAGCAAAAACGAAAAAACCAUGGGAAAAACAACAAAAAAACUUAUUAAAAAAAUGCAGAAAAUAAUAUUUAGCUGUUUCAUAUUGACAUGAAUUCAACAACUACGAGCCGAAAGGAUCAGGAACGAUCGGAUAGGAGAGGAAGGAGGAAAGGCAGCCAUGAUGAGAUCCCUGAGGGCCCCUGGCGGACCGUUACAUAAACACGUACCACCAGUCCGGCUUUGACCAGAUCCCCUUGGAAAGGAAGAACGCACAAUGUAAAACAAAAGAAAAACCGAUCCAAUACAAAUUGAAGCCAACAACAACUAAUCCGGAGACGAAAAAAAAAGACAGACAUAAAAUCCCCGCCACAGAUGAGGGGUGACCAAAAUGUGAGAAAAUAGAAGAGCAAAUUAAAACAAAAAGAAAAUGCCUGGCAAAAAAAAAAUGGAGCGAUAAAAACAAACAUCCAUCAACUGCGCCUGGCCGAGGCACAAAGAAGGAACAAACAAACACAAUGUUGUUUUCACAUUGUGACUGCGAAUUAUGGACACCACGCCAGUACCUCCAUGGCGAAAAAAAGAAUGUCGCAAACAGGACAACCGUCCGGCACCGUGAUUGGCGCCGAUGGUUGGACCGAUUGCUUGUUAGUAGAAGCAGGAUGACGCUAGGAAAGGGAAAGGAUCGCUCUUGAGCUACAUCCCACUGGAAACAGGGAGCUUGGAUGCGUGGACAUCAAACAAAACCCCUCCCCACAGCAUAGGUAUCCACCGAAGGUCAUAAACAGCAAUGGACAAUGGGGGAAGGGGGCACGAGCAAACCCGACUCGAAUGCGGAUCGAUACGUGUGGUCGCUGGUCACCGCAACGUAACGUGUCCGCCUGGGUGGCUUAAGGGCGUACACAGUGGACUCAUCUCGCAGAGAGAGAGAAUGGCAGAGAAAAAGCGCUGAUAGGAACCGAAAAUUAAUGCACAAAAUAAACCACAUAUACAGGAGCAGUACCGAGAAGCAGUACAGGAACCGAAAGGACGCGAACCGAAGGGAGAAAAACAAGAAAAUAAGCGCACACAUAAAAUGGCAGACACAAAUGCGUAACGCAAGGCAGAUACGUGAGACACAGCUUGACAGCUUGAUUCACGCAGAAAAUGAUUAAUUGAGUAACCAUCACAACCACACAAAAUGCGCACAGUUGGCCAUGGGUGAGAAACGAAGAAAAUGCUCGAGACCAAAUGAAACUUCAAACCCAAGUGGACCCAGUGAACGAAAGCAAAAGGAAAAGAACCAACAAACAAAACGGCAAAACGGCUUCGCGAUGCCAUAAGUUGAUGAACCAAAAAUGCACAACAAAACAAAAGGCAGUGAAAAGGCAGAAUUAAAACAAUGUAGCGAGAGGCUGGCUGAACCGGGGAAGGAUGGGCACGUCAUAAAACCGUGUGGUGGCCCCCUGAGCCGGUGGAAAGUGAAAGGCUAUAAACGAACAGCGGGAAAAGCCAACCUCCCUGAAAAAACAGAAAAAGAAAAGAAAGCAACA